Messenger RNA from Salvelinus namaycush (lake trout), 576 nucleotides. It is a transcript of the gene ankrd22, whose product is annotated as ankyrin repeat domain 22. The transcript is spliced from 6 exons. The record is from RefSeq and is a predicted model, not a curated record. Gene Ontology annotation, molecular function: protein binding. Lineage: Eukaryota; Metazoa; Chordata; Actinopteri; Salmoniformes; Salmonidae. The coding region runs from base 1 to 576 and encodes 191 amino acids.
AUGGGGAUAGUGUACUCAGAGCCCAUUUGCCAAGCUGCCUACGAUAACGACCUUCAAAAGGUGUACCACAUUCUAAAAGAGGAUGCCAAGACUUUAAAUGUUCAAGAUGAGGAAUCUGGCGAUACACCAAUCAUAGCUGCCUGCAGAUGUGGAAACAUCAGAGUGGUCAAGUACCUUUUGGACCUGAAGGCAGAUGUAGUUAUAAGGAACAAGAAACAGAGGACAUGUUUGCACUAUGCUGCAAAGAGGACCUUCUCCUUCUUGGAUUACCUGAUGAUCACUAUCCUCAUGCCAAUUCUGUUGAUUGGAUACUUCAUUCUGGAAGACAAGCAAAGGAAGAAUGUGAAACUAAUGAAUCUGGUUUUGAGCACUAAAGUGGAGGUUGACGCUGUGGACUAUCAGGGAAACACUGGUCUUCACUAUGUCUGUCAGAUGAAGAGUCACAGACUCGUUCCACUGUUACUGGAGAAAAAGGCAGACGUUUCUAUUAAAAACAAAGAUGAUGAGACCCCACUCGAUAUAGCAAGGAGACUGCAGUUCAAGAAUAUUGUUACAAUGCUGAAAAAGCCUGACUGA